Molecule: messenger RNA, 3449 nt
Organism: Manis pentadactyla (Chinese pangolin)
Lineage: Eukaryota; Metazoa; Chordata; Mammalia; Pholidota; Manidae
Gene: ABCB9
Product: ATP binding cassette subfamily B member 9
Exons: 12
Coding region: 214-2511 (765 amino acids)
Biological process (GO): transmembrane transport; peptide transport
Cellular component (GO): lysosomal membrane
Molecular function (GO): ATP hydrolysis activity; ABC-type oligopeptide transporter activity; ATP binding
Source: RefSeq, a predicted model, not a curated record
CGAGGGAGGAGCGGCGGGAGGAGCCGGGCGAGCGCAGCGCCGGGCGCAGUCUCCUAUGAGCUGCGCGGAGCCGGCUCCCUGACGACCCUAGCCCACUGCCUCCCCUGCCCACGACUCACCUGGUGCCAGGUCUGACCCUGCCCUGUGGACAAUGGCCCUGCCCCCAUGAGCUAGAUUCUGCCCCUCAGCACCUGUCCACCACCAGCCAGCAGGAUGCAGCUGUGGAAGGCAGUGGUGGUGACCCUGGCCUUCAUGAGCUUGGACAUUGGCAUAACCACGGCCAUCUACAUCCUCAGCCACCUGGACCGCAGCCUGCUGGAGGACAUCCGUCAUUUCAACAUCUUUGACUCGGUGCUGGACCUCUGGGCGGCCUGCCUGUACCGCAGCUGUCUGCUGCUGGGAGCCACCAUCGGCGUGGCCAAGAACAGUGCCCUGGGGCCCCAGCGGCUGCGGGCCUCAUGGACAGUCAUCGCUCUCGUGUGCCUCUUCGUGGGCAUCUACACCAUGGUGAAGCUGCUGCUUUUCUCAGAGGUCCGCAAGCCAGUCCGGGAUCCGUGCUUCUGGGCCCUCUUUGUGUGGACUUACGUCUCGCUCACUGCUUCCUUCCUGCUCUGGUGGCUGCUGUCCACAGUGCGUCCAGACACCAAAGCCCUUGAGCCGGGGGCUGAGGCCCAGGCUGAGGCUGAGGGCUUCCCUGGGGAGAACCAGCCCCGGCUUGAGCAGGCAUCUGGGGCCACGCUGCAGAAGCUCCUGUCCUACACCAAGCCCGACGUGGCCUUCCUUGUGGCAGCAUCCUUCUUCCUCAUUGUGGCAGCUCUGGGAGAGACCUUUCUCCCCUAUUACACUGGCCGGGCCAUCGAUGGCAUCGUCAUCCAGAAGAGCAUGGAGCAGUUCAGCACAGCCGUCGUCGUCAUGUGUCUGCUGGCUGUGGGCAGCUCAUUUGCCGCAGGUAUUCGGGGCGGCAUUUUUACCCUCGUAUUUGCCAGACUGAACAUUCGCCUUCGAAACCGUCUCUUCCGCUCACUGGUGUCUCAGGAGAUAAGCUUCUUCGAUGAGAAUCGCACAGGGGACCUUAUCUCCCGCCUCACCUCGGACACCACCAUGGUCAGCGACCUGGUCUCCCAGAACAUCAACAUCUUCCUGCGGAACACGGUCAAGGUCACGGGCGUGGUGGUCUUCAUGUUCAGCCUCUCGUGGCAGCUCUCCCUUGUCACCUUCAUGGGCUUCCCCAUCAUCAUGAUGGUGUCCGACAUCUACGGCAGGUACUACAAGAGGCUCUCCAAAGAGGUUCAGAACGCCCUGGCCAGAGCCAGCAGCACCGCCGAGGAGACGAUCAGCGCCAUGAAAACUGUGCGGAGCUUUGCCAAUGAGGAGGAGGAGGCAGAGGUGUACUCGCGCAAGCUGCAGCAGGUGUACAAGCUGAACAGGAAGGAGGCGGCAGCCUACACGUACUACGUCUGGGGCAGUGGGCUCACGUUGCUGGUGGUCCAGGUCAGUAUCCUCUACUAUGGGGGCCACCUCGUCAUCUCCGGGCAGAUGACCAGUGGCAACCUCAUCUCCUUCAUUAUCUACGAGUUUGUCCUGGGAGAUUGUAUGGAGUCUGUGGGCUCUGUCUAUAGUGGCCUCAUGCAAGGUGUAGGGGCCGCUGAGAAGGUGUUCGAGUUCAUUGACCGCCAGCCGACCAUGGUACAUGAUGGGAACUUGGCUCCUGACCACCUGGAGGGCCAGGUAGACUUUGAGAACGUGACCUUCACCUACCGCACUCGACCCAACACCCAAGUCCUGCAGAAUGUCUCCUUCAGCCUGUCACCAGGAAAGGUGACUGCACUCGUGGGGCCCUCGGGCAGUGGAAAGAGUUCCUGCGUCAACAUCCUGGAGAACUUUUACCCCCUGGAGGGGGGCCGCGUGCUCCUGGACGGGAGGCCCAUCGGCGCCUAUGACCACAAGUAUCUGCAUCGCGUGAUCUCCUUGGUGAGCCAGGAGCCAGUGCUGUUUGCCCGUUCCAUCACAGACAACAUUUCCUAUGGCCUGUCCACUGUGCCCUUCGAGAUGGUGGUGGAGGCUGCACAGAAGGCAAAUGCCCACGGCUUCAUCAUGGAGCUCCAGGAUGGCUACAAUACAGAGACGGGGGAGAAGGGCGCCCAGCUGUCAGGUGGCCAGAAGCAGCGGGUGGCCAUGGCCCGGGCUCUUGUGCGGAGCCCACCCGUCCUCAUCCUGGACGAAGCCACGAGUGCCCUGGAUGCAGAGAGCGAGUACCUGGUCCAGCAGGCCGUCCAUGGCCACCUGCCGAAGCACACAGUGCUCAUCAUUGCACACCGGCUGAGCACAGUGGAGCGGGCGCACUGCAUCGUGGUGCUGGACAAGGGCCGUGUGGUGCAGCAGGGCACACACCAGCAGCUGCUGGCCCAGGGCGGCCUCUACGCCACGCUGGUGCAGCGACAGAUGCUAGGGCUUGAGCCUGCCUCGGACUGCCACAAGGAGCCACCGGGCAGCGACAGUCGCAAGUCCUGACCACUGCCCCUGCCUCUCCCUGUGGGGCAGAGGCCCCGGUGCCCGCCUGGCAGAUGUACCGGUGGGACCCUCAACUGCGCUCUGAGCCCAAGCCCACGGCACUGGAGAGCAACCUGCCCGGUCCCACGUGUUCCCGCUUCCUGCAUCUGGCCCCUGGCUCCCACCCUGCCCCUGGGCCACCGCCAGCCCCUGCUGCCAUGAGCCAGCUCCUCCAGUCUCAGCAGCGGAGACCCCGCUGGUCUUGCUUUCCGGUCUCCCCAGGCUUCCCAGCAAAGGUGGAACUGCCUUUUUAAACCGGAGUCUUACCAGGUUUUUUACUGCUUGGUUCAUUGGACCCCAGUCAAUGCCUAGAUUUCAAAAACAUUUUUCUAAAUUGGGAGUCAUGAUGGACAAAUUCACUGAGAUGUUCUAGAAACUUCUGGCCAUGGGGUGAAUAACCCUACCUAUUAGCCUGUGGAUGUCAGGGGAAAACCAUUUUCUCUACCCUUUACCUCUUGAGAGAAGGGGCUUCCCUGUCCUGGGGGAGGCUUGCCCUAAGGGAGGGGACUUCCUGUCUUUCCCAGAUCCGUGAGUCUGGCCAAGGGUGGGUUGGGAGAGUGGAAGGCACCAGUCUGCCCGGUGCCCCUGCUGCCCUGCCAAAUCUAAGCCAGUCUCACUGUGAACCACUGCGAACCUUAACUGGGGGAGUGAGGGGCUGGCCAGGCCUGGCAGAGCCCCAGGGUGUCCCCAGCCCCGUACCCCGCUUUGGCUCCUCAGCCCUGUCUCACCCCUGUCCCACACCCACCCCUGCCACUCUGCUGUUUGGAGGCCCUUUGGAUGUGUGGGGGAUGUCUCUUCCCUGCUUGGUAGGAUGGGGCUUGAAGCCCAGACUCUGACUUUGUGGGGGGGCAGCUGCAAUUUGUCGGGAGAACCCGGUCAAUAAAGUGUACUACCUCUGA